Messenger RNA from Ricinus communis (castor bean), 2155 nucleotides. Its product is annotated as stomatal closure-related actin-binding protein 1. Gene Ontology annotation, molecular function: actin binding. NCBI's taxonomy places the organism in Eukaryota, Viridiplantae, Streptophyta, Magnoliopsida, Malpighiales, Euphorbiaceae. The coding region runs from base 446 to 1930 and encodes 494 amino acids. The record is from RefSeq and is a predicted model, not a curated record. The transcript is spliced from 13 exons. Gene Ontology annotation, biological process: regulation of stomatal movement; actin filament organization.
AAAAGCAAGCUUAGCCUACUUUUGCAUACUCUCUUUUUCUCUCGUCAUCAUCACCUGCUGCUGCUGCUGCUGCUGCUUCUUCUUCUUCUUCCAAUUAAAUUGCUAAGAAAAACAUUAUCAUUCUGUCUCUCUGUCAUCAAUCUAGCAAGAUUUCCCAAUUCCCAGCUAACCCUUCCAUCUGAUCCCCGAGAUUCUUGACAUCCUCAUUACUUUUUGCUUAUUUUUUAUUUUGGCUUCUUUCUUUUCCUUCUAUGUAAGUUCUAGUUUCCCUUUUUGUCUCCAUUAUUAAAAUUUCCUUCCGUUUUCUCUUUCUAACCAACCAAACAAUAAUUCAGUGUUAAAGAUUUCAUUUUUGUAGUUCUCUGUUUCUUAACUUUGGCUUUGCACUGUUGGGUUUUUGGACUUCUUUGCUUUUUAUGUAAGUAUGAUUAGUUAAUUUGGAACAAUGACACGGGCAACCCGGGAUUUUGGAGAUACUAUGCGGAAAGAUGCAGUCCCAGCUGUAUCAGCUGAUGUAAUUUUUGCUUCAAGUCGUUUUCCUAAUUACAGACUUGGAGCAAACAAUCAAAUUUUGGAUGCAAAGGAUGAUCCAAAAGUAAUGUCCAUGAAGGAGGUUGUGGCACGCGAGACCGCAAUGCUUUUAGAACAGCAGAAACGCCUCUCUGUUCGUGACCUUGCAAGCAAAUUUGAGAAAGGUUUGGCUGCUGCUGCUAAGUUAUCUGAAGAGGCUCGAUUACGAGAAGCAGCUUCAUUGGAGAAACAUGUUCUUCUGAAGAAGCUUAGAGAUGCAUUAGAAUCCUUAAAAGGACGUGUGGUGGGAAAAAAUAAGGAUGAUGUGGAGGAAGCUAUUGCUAUGGUGGAAGCUUUAGCAGUUCAGCUGACUCAAAGGGAAGGAGAGUUGAUUCAAGAAAAAGCAGAAGUGAAGAGGCUAGCUAAUUUUCUUAAGCAGGCAUCAGAAGAUGCCAAGAAACUUGUCGACGAGGAAAGAGCCUUUGCUCGUGCUGAAAUUGAGAGUGCUAGAGCAGCAGUUCAGAGAGUGGAAGAAGCCCUUCAGGAACAUGAACGUAUGUCUCGGGCCUCAGGAAAGCAGGACCUGGAAGAAUUAAUGAAGGAGGUUCAAGAGGCUAGAAGGAUCAAAAUGCUGCAUCAGCCAAGCAAGGUUAUGGACAUGGAGCAUGAGCUACGAGCAUUGAGGAUUCAACUAGCCGAGAAGUCUAAACGUUCUCUUCUACUUCAGAAAGAGCUGGCAAGGAGCAGGAGAGGAGAGCAGAACAUAUCCCAGUCAUAUGAGUUAAAUGGUUCAGAAACUUUAGGUUCAUAUUUGCAGAUCAAUCCAUGCUGUGACAAUGUGCCAGUACUUUCUAAAUGUUCCAUUCAGUGGUAUCGUGUGUCAUCUGAAGGUGGAAAAAGGGAACUUAUAUCAGGAGCUACAAAAUCGGUUUAUGCUCCUGAACCUUUCGAUGUUGGACGAGUCGUGCAAGUUGAAAUUAUUGCUGAUGGCCAGCAAAUCACAUUGACUACUUCUGGUGCAAUUGAUCCUGCUGCUGGCCUGGGGAGCUACGUGGAGGCACUUGUGCGGAAACACGAUGUUGAAUUUAAUGUAGUUGUUACCCAGAUGAAUGGUGUCGAUCACAAAUCAGAAUCUAUACAUGUACUCCAUGUGGGCAAAAUGAGGAUGAAGCUUCGGAAAGGGAAGACAACAGUUGCCAAAGAAUACUACUCUACUUUAAUGCAGCUAUGUGGAGUUAGAGGCGGCGGGAAUGCUGCCGCACAGGCUAUCUAUUGGCAAGUGAAUAAAGGGCUUUCCUUUGUAUUAGCAUUUGAAUCAGAGAGGGAAAGGAAUGCAGCCAUUAUGCUUGUGAGGAGGUUUGCCUUUGAUUGCAAUAUUAUGCUUACUGGCCCUGACGACCGAUCUCACCUAGGGACAUAAUCAACUCUCAUGGUAUUCCAUUCACUAAUUGUAAUUAUUAUGUUGAGUUUCCUUUCACCCAUGUAUUAUAGGUUUGUAAUAGUAGGACUUGGCAAAUUGUAUUGUGUUAUGGGCUCCCAUCAAUUAUUUUCUUCUUUGUUUAUUGUCCUGCCCCAACACCAAGGCAUCAUUUUUAUUAGCCUUUUUUGUCUGAGUGUAAUAUAUAAAUGGAGAGAUUUGAUUGCA